AUUAAAAAGACAACCUUUAAAAAAUGAGCAAUAAAGGUGUAGUGAUGGAAGGAAGAAAACAACAAGAAGAACACAGGAGGCAAAAAUGACCUUGGUUAGAAUUAAAUAUUGAAAUUCCCAAGGUAGCAGAGGAUCAUAGAAUUACAAGUUGCUGCGAAAAGAGAGUUUUUGCACAACCUAAUCAUAUACUGCCAAUCGUAAGAUCCAACAUGUCUCAAACACUAAGUUGCAUAAUACAACACCCAAUGGACUCAACUUUGAUGAAGUCACUGUCCCACAACCCAAAGAACUCAAAUUCCUCCACACUUAUCAAGUGCUUUGCCAAAAAUUCUGGUCCUUCUGCCAAGAUCAUGGCUUCUGCUACACCUACAGCAGCUCCCAUCACCUUUGGAUUCAGAAAUUUGUUGGAAACAUUCACUGUUGAUGUGCAUAGAGCAGAGAAUAGGCAACUGAAUGUGCCCUUAAUUGCUCCUUUUACCAUUGCUACCUCUAGACUGGACAAGGUGGAGAACGUGGCCAUAAGAGUUGAGUUGAGCAAUGGUGCUGUGGGGUGGGGCGAGGCACCGAUUUUGCCUUUUGUUACUGCAGAGGACCAAACCACCGCCAUGGCCAAGGCUUCUGAGGCAUGUGCCUUCUUGAGGAGAUGCCCUGCACUAACUUUGGGUUCCAUGCUGGGGGAGAUUGCUGGUAUUCUUCCUGGGCAUCAAUUUGCUUCAGUUAGGGCUGGGGUGGAGAUGGCAAUAAUUGAUGCUGCUGCAAAUAGUAUUCGUGUGCCAUUGUGGAGGCUUUUUGGUGGGGCUUCUAAUACCAUAACCACCGACAUAACAAUCCCAAUUGUUUCUCCAGCUGAAGCAGCUGAAUUGGCUUCUAAGUACUAUAAAGAAGGGUUUAAGACUUUAAAGCUGAAGGUGGGAAAGAAUCUCAAUGCAGAUAUAGAAGUGUUGCAAGCUAUACGUGUUGCCCACCCCGAGUGUCAGUUUAUUCUUGAUGCUAAUGAAGGGUAUAAUUCUGAGGAAGCAGUGGAAGUUCUUGAGAAAUUACAUGAUAUGGGGUUGACUCCUAUUCUAUUUGAGCAACCAGUUCACAGAGAUGAUUGGGAUGGUCUUCGGUAUGUGAGUAGUAUAGCAAGAGAGAGAUAUGGUGUAUCUGUUGCAGCUGAUGAGAGUUGCAGAAGUAUAGUUGAUAUUUACAAAAUUGUGGAAGGGAAUGUUUUAGAUGUCAUUAACAUUAAGCUUGCCAAAGUUGGGGUUAUGGGUGCCCUUGAAAUUAUUGAAAAGGCAAAAGCAGCAGGGUUAGAUUUGAUGAUUGGUGGUAUGGUUGAGACUAGACUUGCUAUGGGUUUUGCUGGCCAACUUGCUGCUGGCCUUGGAUGCUUUAAGUUCAUUGACUUAGAUACACCACUUCUGCUAUCAGAUGAUCCAGUUCUUGAAGGUUAUGAAGUUUCAGGUGCCACUUACAAGUUCUCAAACGCUAGGGGACAUGGUGGAUUCCUUCACUGGGACAACAUUGCAUAACGAUAGAGAUGCUUAUGCCAACACAAGAAUCUUGAAAAGCAUAAAUGGACAAGUUGGUUAGACGGUUAGAAAAUUGAGUAAGAAAUGAAGAUUGACCACUGAUGGGCUUGUGCAACUGUUACAACUUAGCGUUAAAUAUUACAAUAACAACCAUUCAUGAAGAUUUCUUGUGCGGAAUGAGUAGCUAUCCACGACAACUAUGUGUAAUCGAUUCCUCACCUUAUUCUGGAAAGGUCUUGCACCAAAUAAGAGCUAGGAAUCGCACAUUAUGAUAAUAUGAUAUGGACAUGGAAAUACAGAAAAUUUUAGAAAUUAAACUUAAAUUUUGCGCUGUUCAUUUCAAUAAUUUAAACUGUGAUUUUGAUA
Molecule: messenger RNA, 1880 nt
Organism: Vigna radiata var. radiata (mung bean)
Lineage: Eukaryota; Viridiplantae; Streptophyta; Magnoliopsida; Fabales; Fabaceae
Product: L-Ala-D/L-amino acid epimerase
Exons: 7
Coding region: 210-1514 (434 amino acids)
Molecular function (GO): racemase and epimerase activity, acting on amino acids and derivatives
Source: RefSeq, a predicted model, not a curated record